CGACAUUGCAGCCGACUUUAAAGGCGAGUCAAGACUGACUGACCUAUGAGUAAUCUAAGGUAAUUAUUUAUCAUGCAAGCCGAUUUGUAGAUCAGUCAGUCAGUCAGAAUUUACCCGUCACACGUCACAGUUUUGAUGCUCUUGAACACAGCGUUGUGUGAAUGAGGAAGGAAGCUCUCUCUGAAUCAGCAUCUUGGUCCCUGACAUAGAGUUGGAUAGAGGGCACGGCUUUGCAUCUUUUCAUGAUGGGUUCUGUGACAAUACCGGCAGCUUAACUGACGGCUCUCUCUAUUUUAAAGUAGUACAUUUCUUCUUCUUCAACCUCCAUGAUUUUAAUGACAGUCGAUAAACAAACUGAAAGGAUGCAAACAAUGUUAUGCCCAUGUGCUUAAACAGCCUUGGUAGCUAGUGUGCCUUUUAUCCAACUCUAUGGUCUUUCACAACUUCCAAGUUGUGUCAACCACAGACCUCAUACCUCACAGUCAGUGUCUGUUUCCUCAGACUGACAGAUAGUUCAUUACAAGACCUCUCUCCCCUUCACCCUACUGCAGGGUGGGAGAUGCAACAAUGGCCUUGAGAACAGCAGGAAGUGUGUUGGUGGUCUUUCUCUGGUCUGUGACAGUGGUACUGGGUCAGGAUGGCUGGAGUGUUACAUACACCACUCAGAGUAUCUGUACCUUGAAGGGGUCAUCAGUGGAUCUGUUCUGCUCUUACACAUAUCCCAGUGGUUAUACAGUCACAACAACCUUCUGGUUCACUGAAUGGGGGACUGGUAUAGAACCUGAAGAUCUAGGUCAGGACCCAGAGUAUGCAGAUCGUCUGGAGUAUCAUGGAGAUAAGAAGAAAGACUGUACCCUGAAAAUCACAGACCUGAGAGAGAGAGACUCAGCUACGUACAAUUUCAGAUUCAUAACAGAUCAGACCAGAGGGAAAUAUUAUGGAGAUCCUGGAGUCACUCUGUCUGUAACAGCUCUGCAGGUGAAGGUGACUUAUUCAAGUUGGCCAAAUUGGGUGACAAUUACCUGUAGCACCACCUGUACUCUGAGUAACCCCAACCCCACUUACAUCUGGUAUAAGAAUGGACAACAUCUAGAUGAGAGCACCUCCCCCCAGUACAAAUACUCAGUCUCCAGUAACUAUGAAGACAGUUACUCCUGUGCUGUAAAAGGCCAUGAGGAUCUCCACUCUCCUGCAGUGUGUGUUCAGGGUCAGCGCUGCAACAGAGUGAAUUACAAUAAGAUGAGAAUCUGUGUCUUGAAGUGGUCAACAGUGGACAUAUCCUGUACUUAUGUUGGUUAUUAUGACACCACAUCAUCAUUCUGGUUUAGAAGUGAUAAGUCAACCCCUGAAGACCUAACCAGAGACCCAGGGUAUGUAGGUCGUGUGAAGUACACUGACAAAGAGAGAUGGAGAUAUGAAGGUCCCUUCACCCUGAGAAUCACAGAUCUGAGAGAGGAGGACUCAGCUGAGUAUCGCUUCACUUUUAAAACAGACAACAUUGAAUGGGGUCAUAGUUUCCCAGGAACAACUCUGUCUGUCACAGGUCUGCAGGUGAAGGUGACUCCUGCUGCAGAGGGACAGAAGACACUGACCUGUAUCACCACCUGUACUCUGACUGACAACCCCACCUACAUCUGGUACAAGAAUGGACAGAAUGUACAAGGUGUCUCCUCCCCCAUGUACUUCAUCAGCAGUGAGGAUGCAGACAGCUACUCCUGUACUGUAAAAGGCCGUCUCAGCUCUCCUGCAGUGUAUAAACCAAAGACCUCAGUGUCAGUCAGUCCCUCUGGUGAAAUAGUGGAGGGCAGUUCAGUGACUCUGACCUGCAGCAGUGAUGCCAACCCACCUGUGCAGAGUUACACCUGGUGGUACAAGAAGAAUGGAGGUGACUAUCAGAGUAUGACAGGACCACAACAUGUCUUCAAUCAAAUCCAGUCAUCUGACACUGGAGAGUACUACUGUGUGUCCCAGAAUGAGAUGGGGACAAACAGGUCUAGGACCAUCAACAUGGAUGUGAAGUAUAAACCAAAGAACACCUCAGUGUCAGUCAGUACCUCUGGUGAAAUAGUGGAGGGCAGUUCAGUGACUCUGACCUGCAGCAGUGAUGCCAACCCACCUGUGGACAAAUACACCUGGUACAAGAAGAACGUAACUUCACCAAAAGCAUCAGGACAGAGUUACAGCAUCACUAACAUCAUCUCUGAGGACAGAGGAGAAUAUUACUGUGAGGCUGAGAAUAAAUAUGGACGUCUCAACUCUUCUUCUGUGUCUGUGGACGUUCAGUACGGCCCAAAGAACACCUCAGUGUCAGUCAAUACCUCUGGUGAAAUAGUGGAGGGCAGUUCAGUGACUCUGACCUGCAGCAGUGAUGCCAACCCACCUGUGGACAAAUACACCUGGUACUUUCAAAAUGAGACUUUUCUAAAUGGAUGUGGACAGAUGUACAACAUCAGUAACUUCAAGUCUAAGGACAGUGGACAUUACCACUGUGAGGCCUGGAAUAGAAGAGGAUCUAGGAACUCUACAGCUCUGAUGAUCAUUUUACCAGGGAAACAAACCUCAGUUGUGACUGCAGCUGUAGGAAUCACUGUUGUUGUUCUGGUUCUCAUCCUCUGUUUCUCUGGACUCAUGUGGUUCAGGAAGAAGGCCUCCAAAUCCACCUCUGACACAAGAGACACAUCAGAGAAUGUACAGGGAGACUCUAGUCCAGUGUAUGAAAACGUCUCAAACAUGGCCGUGACCCCUACUGCAGCACAGACAGCAGCCACAGUCGACCAGGACGAUGUCCACUAUGCCAGCGUCCACUUCUCUCGUUCCAAAAACCAGGAAGUGCCUCUGUACUCCACCGUCCAAGUGCCUCAGCCCCAGAAAGAGGAUGAGGAUGUCCAGUACGAUGCUGUGAAAUUCAACCUCCCCAGUGCUGCCAACCAACCCACAGCAGCACAAGCAGCUGAGGAGGACUCUUCUGAGAUCUAUAGUAGAGUCAACAAACCCAGAAGACCUGAACACAACAAACCCAGAACCAAGAAGACCUGAACGCAACAAACCCAGAACCAAGAGUAUCUGAACACAACAAACCCUGAACAAGGAG
Oncorhynchus mykiss (rainbow trout) is the source of this 3091-nucleotide messenger RNA. NCBI's taxonomy places the organism in Eukaryota, Metazoa, Chordata, Actinopteri, Salmoniformes, Salmonidae. The record is from RefSeq and is a predicted model, not a curated record.